CCAGCAGGGCCGGCGAGGCCAGCGCGGCCGGCGGGCCUUCGGCGCUGCGCUCGGCCGCCAUGGCGGCGGUACUGCAGCAGGUCCUGGAGCGCGCCGAGCUCAGCAAGCUGCCCAAGGCCGUGCAGAGCAAGCUGGAGAAGUUCCUGGCCGACCAGCAGUCCGAGAUCGACGGGCUCAAGGGGCGGCACGAGAAGUUCAAGGUGGAGAGCGAACAACAGUACUUCGAGGUAGAGAAGAGGCUGUGCCACAGCCAGGAGCGGCUGGUGAAUGAAUCUCGCGAGUGCCAGGGUUUGCGGGCUGAGCUGGAGAAGCUCCACAAUCAGGUGAAGGUCCUGACGGAGCAGAACAGAGAGCUUCAGAGCGCUCAGGACCGCACCAGCGCCGUGCAGAACCAACUUACAAGAACAAAAGAGGAAUUAGAAGCUGAGAAAAGAGACUUAGUUAGAACCAAUGAAAGAUUGUCCCAAGAGCUUGAAUAUUUAACAGAGGAUGUUAAACGUCUGAAUGAAAAGCUGAAAGAAAGCAAUACAACAAAGGGUGAACUUCAGUUAAAACUGGACGAACUUCAAGCUUCUGAUGUUUCUGUUAAGUAUCGAGAAAAACGCUUGGAACAAGAAAAAGAAUUACUACAUAGUCAGAAUACGUGGCUGAAUGCAGAGCUGAAAACCAAAACUGAUGAGCUUCUGGCUCUUGGAAGAGAAAAAGGGAAUGAGAUCCUGGAACUCAAGUGUAAUCUUGAGAAUAAAAAAGAGGAGGUGUCCCGCCUGGAGGAGCAGAUGAAUGGUUUGAAGACCUCCAAUGAGCAUCUGCAGAAGCACGUGGAGGAUCUGUUGACGAAAUCCAAAGAGGCUAAGGAACAGCAAGCCAGCAUGGAAGAGAAAUUCCACAGUGAAUUAAAUGCUCACAUCAAACUCUCUAACUUGUAUAAGAGUGCUGCUGAUGACUCAGAAGCCAAGAGCAGUGAGCUAACCCGUGCCGUAGAUGAGCUACACAAACUGCUGAAAGAAGCAGGAGAAGCCAACAAGGCAGUACAAGAUCAUCUUCUGGAGGUAGAGGAGUCUAAAGAGCGAGUGGAAAAAGAAAUGCUAGAGAAAAUUGGAAAAUUGGAGAAAGAAUUAGAAAACGCAAAUGACCUCCUGUCUGCCACAAAGCGCAAAGGCGCUAUCCUGUCUGAGGAAGAGCUGGUGGCCAUGUCUCCCACUGCAGCAGCAGUAGCCAAGAUCGUGAAGCCUGGCAUGAAGUUAACCGAGCUAUAUAACGCAUACGUGGAAGCCCAGGACCAGCUGCUGUUAGAGAAACUGGAGAACAAAAGAAUUAAUAAAUAUCUGGAUGAAAUUGUGAAGGAAGUUGAAGCCAAAGCUCCCAUCCUGAAACGCCAGCGUGAGGAGUAUGAGCGUGCGCAGAAAGCUGUGGCCAGUCUCUCCGUGAAGCUCGAGCAGGCCAUGAAGGAGAUCCAGCGCUUGCAGGAGGACACGGACAAAGCCCGCAAGCACUCCUCCGUGCUCGAGAGAGACAACCAGAGGCUGGAGAUACAAGUCAAGGACCUCUCACAGCAGAUUAGAGUACUUUUGAUGGAACUUGAAGAAGCACGGGGUAACCACGUGAUUCGUGACGAAGAGGUGAGCUCCGCCGACAUCAGCAGUUCAUCUGAGGUGAUAUCCCAGCACCUCGUGUCCUACAGAAACAUUGAAGAGCUCCAGCAGCAAAAUCAGCGUCUCCUAGUGGCUCUUAGGGAACUUGGGGAGACCAGAGAGAGAGAGGAACAAGAAACGACCUCAUCCAAGAUCUCGGAACUUGAGCUGCAGCUGGAGAGCUCCCUCACGGAACUGGAGCAGCUGCGCGAGUCCCGACAGCAUCAGAUGCAGCUGGUGGAUUCCAUCGUCCGUCAGCGGGACAUGUACCGUAUUCUGUUGUCACAAACAACAGGAGUUGUCAUUCCUUUACAAGCAUCAAAUUUGGAAGAUAUUUCUCUUGUGUCAACCCCAAAACGGCCAGGUACGUCACAGACUGCUUCCACUCCUGCUCCAGUACCUGUGAUUGAAUCGACGGAGGCCGUGGAAGCGAAGGCUGCGCUCAAACAGUUGCAGGAAAUUUUUGAGAAUUAUAAGAAAGAGAAAGCAGAUAGCGAGAAAGUACAGAACGAACAGCUUGAGAAACUUCAAGAACAAGUUACAGAUUUACGAUCACAAAAUACCAAAAUUUCUACACAACUAGAUUUUGCAUCUAAGCGUUAUGAAAUGCUACAAGAUAAUGUUGAAGGAUAUCGUCGAGAAAUAACUUCCCUUCACGAGAGGAAUCAGAAACUGACCGCGACAACCCAAAAGCAGGAACAGAUCAUCAACACGAUGACUCAGGACCUGAGAGGAGCAAAUGAGAAGCUGGCGGUUGCUGAAGUAAGAGCUGAAAAUUUGAAGAAAGAAAAGGAAAUGCUCAAAUUAUCAGAAGUUCGGCUUUCCCAGCAAAGAGAGUCUCUGCUGGCUGAGCAGAGAGGGCAAAACCUGCUACUGACUAACCUGCAGACAAUCCAGGGAAUACUGGAGCGAUCUGAAACAGAAACCAAGCAGAGGCUUAGUAACCAGAUAGAGAAGCUGGAGCAGGAGGUCUCGCAUCUGAAGAAGAAGCUGGAGAAUGAGGUGGAACAGAAGCACAGUGUGACCAGGACCCUGGAUGUUCAACUUUUAGAUGCGAAGAGACAGCUGGAUACUGAGAUAAACCUUCAUGUGAACUCGAAAGAGCUGUUAAAAAAUGCUCAGAAGGAAAUUGCUACAUUGAAACAGCACCUCGGUAACAUGGAAGUCCAGCUUGCCUCUCAAUCCUCACAGAGAACUGGGAAAGGUCAGCCUAGUGAGAAGGAAGGUGUGGAUGACCUUGUCAGCCAGCUGAGGCAGGCGCAGGAGCAGGUGGGUGACCUGAGGGAGAGACUCAAGACAAGUACCAGUAACGUGGAGCAGUAUCGAGCAAUGGCUACCAGUUUAGAAGAAUCCCUGAACAAGGAGAAGCAGGUGACAGAAGAAGUACGUAAAAACAUUGAAGUUCGUUUAAAAGAAUCGGCUGAGUUUCAGACACAGUUGGAAAAGAAGUUGAUGGAAGUAGAGAAGGAAAAGCAAGAACUUCAGGAUGACAAGAGAAGAGCCAUAGAGAGCAUGGAGCAGCAGUUGUCUGAGUUGAAGAAAACACUUUCUAGCGUGCAGAAUGAAGUCCAGGAGGCUCUGCAGAGAGCCAGCACAGCUCUGAGCAACGAGCAGCAAGCCCGACGGGACUGUCAGGAGCAGGCUAAGAUGGCGGUGGAGGCCCAGAACAAAUACGAGAGGGAGCUGAUGCUGCAUGCUGCGGAUGUGGAGGCCCUGCAGGCCGCCAAGGAGCAGGUUUCCAAAAUGGCUGCAAUGCGCCAACAUUUGGAACAAACAGCCCAGAAGGCAGAAUCCCAGUUGUUGGAGUGUAAAGCAUCUUGGGAGGAAAGAGAGAGAAUGCUAAAGGAUGAAGUUUCUAAGUGUGUGUCUCGCUGUGAAGAUCUAGAGAAACAAAACCGAUUACUUCAUGAUCAGAUUGAAAACUUAAGUGACAAGGUUGUGGCCUCCAUGAAGGAGGGUGUGCAAGGCCCACUGAAUUUCUCUCUCAGUGAGGAAGGGAAAUCACAGGAACAAAUUUUAGAAAUUCUCAGAUUUAUACGAAGAGAAAAAGAAAUCGCUGAAACGAGGUUUGAGGUGGCUCAGGUGGAGAGUCUGCGUUAUCGACAGAGAGUUGAACUUCUGGAAAGAGAGCUACAGGAACUGCAGGACAGUCUGAAUGCCGAAAGGGAGAAGGUCCAGGUGACUGCAAAAACUAUGGCUCAGCAUGAAGAACUGAUGAAGAAAACAGAGACGAUGAAUGUCGUUAUGGAGACCAAUAAGAUGCUGAGAGAGGAGAAGGAGAGGCUGGAGCAGGAACUGCAGCAAAUGCAAGCAAAGGUCUGUGUGUGCCGAGUGCAGGCGCUCGCUGUCCUGAGGGUGUUAGCAAUGACUGUUACAACAUGUUGGCUCUACUUCCAGGUGCGCAAGCUGGAGCUGGACAUCCUACCCCUGCAAGAAGCGAAUGCUGAGCUCAGUGAGAAAAGUGGCAUGUUGCAAGCAGAGAAGAAGUUGCUAGAAGAGGAUGUCAAACGGUGGAAAGCACGUAACCAGCAUCUGAUAAAUCAGCAGAAAGAUCCAGAUACAGAAGAGUAUCGGAAGCUCCUUUCUGAGAAGGAAGUCCAUACAAAGCGGAUUCAGCAGCUGACUGAGGAGGUCGGCCGACUGAAGGCUGAAGUUGCCAGAUCAAAUGCAUCCUUGACUAACAACCAGAAUUUAAUCCAAAGUCUGAAGGAAGAUUUAAAUAAAGUAAAAACUGAAAAAGAAACCAUCCAGAAGGAUUUAGAUGCCAAAAUAAUUGAUAUCCAAGAAAAGGUCAAAACUAUUACUCAAGUCAAGAAGAUUGGACGCCGAUACAAGACUCAGUAUGAAGAACUCAAAGCCCAGCAGGAUAAGGCCGUGGAGACGUCAGCUCAGUCGUCAGGAGACCAUCAGGAGCAGCAGGUCUCAGCACAGGAGGUGCAGGAGCUCAAGGAAGCCCUCAGCCACGCUGAGGCCAAGGCCAAGUCCCUGGAGAGUCAAGUAGAGACUCUGCAGAAGACAUUGUCGGAGAAAGAGACGGAGGCAAGAAGUGUGCAGGAGCAGACGGCACAGCUGCAGUCGGAGCUGGCACGGCUGCGCCAGGACCUGCAGGAGCGGGCCACGCAGGAGGAACAGCUGCGGCAGCAGAUCACCGAGAAGGAGGAGAAGACCAGGAAGGCCAUUGUGGCAGCCAAGUCCAAGAUUGCACACUUAGCCGGUGUGAAAGAUCAGCUAACUAAAGAAAACGAGGAACUUAAACAAAGGAAUGGAGCCUUAGAUCAACAGAAAGAUGAGCUGGACGUGCGCAUGACUGCCUUGAAGUCCCAGUACGAAGGUCGGAUCAGCCGAUUGGAGAGAGAGCUCCGAGAGCACCAGGAGCGGCACCUUGAGCAGAGGGAUGAGCCCCCGGAGCCGACCAGCAAGGUCCCAGAGCAGCAGAGGCAGAUCACGUUGAAAACCACCCCGGCUUCUGGGGAAAGGGGGAUUGCCAGCACUUCAGACCCACCAACAGCCAAUAUUAAGCCGACUCCCGUUGUGUCUACUCCAAGUAAAGUAACAGCUGCAGCUAUGGCUGGGAAUAAGUCAACACCGAGAGCUAGCAUCCGCCCAAUGGUCACACCUGCGACUGUGACAAACCCCACAACCACCCCGACGGCCACAGUGAUGCCCACCACACAGGUGGAAUCGCAGGAAGCUAUGCAGUCCGAAGGGCCUGUGGAGCAUGUCCCGGUGUUUGGAAGCACUAGUGGAUCUGUCCGUUCUACAAGUCCUAAUGUCCAGCCUUCCAUCUCUCAGCCCAUCUUGACUGUUCAGCAGCAGACACAGGCCACGGCUUUUGUGCAGCCUACCCAGCAGAGUCAUGCUCAGAUUGAGCCUGCAAAUCAGGAGCUCUCCCCCAGCAUAGUGGAGGUUGUUCAGAGUUCACCGGUCGAGCGGCCUUCUACCUCUACAGCAGUGUUUGGGACUGUUUCAGCCACUCCAAGUUCUUCUUUGCCAAAACGCACACGAGAGGAAGAGGAAGAGAAUGCCGUGGAAGCAUCGGAGCAAGUCUCUGAGGACACGGUGGAGAUGCCUCUUCCCAAGAAGCUCAGGAGUGUGACCCCCGUGGGGACCGAGGAAGAAGUUGUGGCAGAGGAAAGCACCGACGGAGAGGCAGAGGCGCCAGCUUACAACCAGGACUCUCAGGAUUCCAUUGGAGAAGGAGUCACGCAGGGGGAUUACACGCCUAUGGAGGACAGUGAGGAGACCUCGCAGUCUCUGCAGAUGGCGCUGGGGCCCCUGCAGUCAGACCAGCAGACCACAGCUUCAUCCCAGGACGGCCAGGGCAAAGGGGAUGACGUCAUCGUGAUUGACAGCGACGACGAAGAGGAGGAGGAGGAUGAAAACGACGGGGAGCAUGAGGAUUAUGAAGAAGACGAAGAAGAUGAUGAUGAAGACGAGGAUGACACGGGGAUGGGAGACGAGGGUGAAGACAGUAACGAGGGAACUGGCAGUGCAGAUGGUAACGACGGCUAUGAAGCCGACGAGGCCGAGGGUGGUGAGGGGACCGAUCCAGGCACGGAAACAGAAGAAAGUAUGGGUGGAGGAGAGAGUAACCAGAGAGCUGCUGAUUCACAAAACGGUGGUGAUGGAAGUACAGGGCCGGCGGAGUCUUUUUCCCAGGAGAUUUCCAGAGACCAGCAGCCAUCAUCAGCAUCUGAAAGACAAGCCCCUCGAGCACCCCAGUCCCCAAGGCGCCCACCGCACCCCCUGCCUCCUCGGCUGACCAUUCAUGCGCCACCACAGGAGCUUGGCCCACCAGUGCAGAGAGUUCAGAUGGCACGGCGGCAGUCUGUCGGGCGCGGGCUUCAGCUGACUCCAGGGACAGGCGGCACGCAGCAGCACUUCUUCGAUGACGAAGACAGAACAGUCCCAAGUACUCCAACUCUCGUGGUGCCGCAUCGCACUGACGGGUUUGCGGAGGCCAUCCAUUCCCCCCAGGUUGCUGGUGUUCCUCGGUUCCGGUUUGGGCCACCUGAAGACAUGCCACAGACCAGUUCCAGUCACUCCGAUCUUGGCCAGCUUGCUUCUCAAGGAGGUCUGGGGAUGUAUGAGACCCCCCUUUUCCUGGCUCACGAAGAGGAGUCGGGUGGCCGAAGCGUUCCCACUACUCCUCUGCAAGUGGCUGCCCCUGUGACUGUGUUUACUGAGAGUGCUACAUCGGAUGCCUCCGAGCACGCCUCGCAGUCCGUUCCCAUGGUGACCACAUCCACUGGAGCUUUAUCCACCACAAAUGACACUGCCGCGGGGGAUGACGGAGAUGAAGUGUUUGUGGAGGCAGAAUCUGAAGGUAUUAGUUCAGAAGCUGGCCUGGAAAUUGACAGCCAGCAAGAAGAAGAGCCUGUCCAGGCCUCUGAUGAGUCGGAUCUUCCAUCCACCAGCCAGGACCCUCCGUCCAGCUCUUCUGUAGACACCAGCAGCAGUCAACCAAAGCCUUUCCGAAGGGUGAGACUUCAGACAACGCUAAGACAAGGUGUGCGUGGGCGUCAGUUUAACAGACAAAGAGGUGUGAGCCACGCAAUGGGAGGAAGAGGAGGACUCAAUAGAGGAAAUAUUAAUUAAAUGGUCGUAAACUCUGAAUAAGAUCAUCGAAUCUGUUCAAUGUAAUAAUUGUCAAGUCGAAGAACAUGUUUAUAUUUAAAUUAGUAUGCUUGUCUCAACAUGCUUUAUUAAUAAAAUGUAUUUCGGUGU
Ochotona curzoniae (black-lipped pika) is the source of this 7358-nucleotide messenger RNA. It is a transcript of the gene TPR, whose product is annotated as translocated promoter region, nuclear basket protein. Gene Ontology annotation, molecular function: structural constituent of nuclear pore. The coding region runs from base 60 to 7229 and encodes 2389 amino acids. Gene Ontology annotation, biological process: protein import into nucleus; mRNA export from nucleus. NCBI's taxonomy places the organism in Eukaryota, Metazoa, Chordata, Mammalia, Lagomorpha, Ochotonidae. Gene Ontology annotation, cellular component: nuclear pore. The transcript has 50 exons. The record is from RefSeq and is a predicted model, not a curated record.